This is a messenger RNA of Arctia plantaginis, 1017 nucleotides long. Lineage: Eukaryota; Metazoa; Arthropoda; Insecta; Lepidoptera; Erebidae. The record is from the annotation of a GenBank genome assembly.
AUGGUGGAUGCAACGGAUCUUGAAACGGAAUGUGUGGUGUCUGGGACCUUAUAUUUUGUCCUCCUAAUAUCACGGCUAGCCGGUACUUCGCCUGUUAAGUUUGAGAGAGUGAACGGUGGUUGGCGAAUCUGUGUAUCAUUGAUUUACUACAUCUAUUGUUGUGUGGUUCAGAUUGUUUUAGCGGUGGGCAUAGGUAUCUUUGUCAUGGAUAGAGACAAUAUAGUGGAUGGGUACGAGGCAUCCCACAACACUGGGUUUAUGCGCAUAAUACUGAUAAUUUACUUUGUGGUGCACGUGAUGUCCGGAGCCGCCAUUGCAUUCACUGGUCUUGACCGCAUGCGUCACAUGAUCGACUGUAAGGCGCGCCUUCAAUGGAACUCCUCUUCAGUACCACAAUCUUUUGAAUUUGCACAUGUGAACGAAGAAACAAAAUCGAAUGAAGGCAAUCCAAUCCCUAACCACGUGAUUUCUUGCGCCAUCGACUCAUUGCCAGUAAACGUUAAACGACGAACAAACAACGGUUUAAAAACCGACCCCGCUACAUUAGAGAGAUUGAUAGAAGCGUACUGUUCCAUGUGUGGGAUCAUAAGACAGUUGAAUGACAGUAACGGCUUCGCUCUUCUAUUGAUGCUUCUGUUUAUAUUCAUAGAAUUGUUGACUGCACCAUAUUUCGCAGUAGCUAUAAUAUUACGUAUGCACAGCGCGGCCCCUGUUGCCAAGAUAUUGUCUUGGCUAAUGUGGUGUUUGCUCUGUAUUGUCACGCUUGCGAUUACCGUCGACGCCUGUCACCGAAGUCAUAUUCAGUUGUGGAUGACGAGGAGACUGAUCCGCCAGAUGAGGCGCCACACGCACAGGGAAGCCGCACAAGUUUCGGACCAACUCAAAAUGUUUUACAGACACAUCCAGCUCAACCCUGUACGCUUUGCUCCGCUCAAGUUGAUGUUAUUUAAUAGAAAUAUUUUGAUUAUGGUAUGGACGGGCGUCAUCACUUAUCUCUCUGUAGUUAUUCAUUUGUAA